UAAGGACGUUGUACGGGCGCACCAUGUUGUCUGCGGUCGGAAGAGCUGUGUUCAGGGUCUCUGGCUCUUUGCGUAUCGCCACAGUUACAAUGGCAGACACUCUGGCUAAAGUCCCCGAUGUAGAGAUUGAUCCAGAAGGAACCUUUAAGUACAUACUAGUGAGAAUAACAGUGAAAGAUGGCAGCGUGCAUAAAGAUAUAGUCCGAGGCACCAAAAGUGCCGAGUAUCACAAUCAUAUAUUUGACAAGGUCAAUCCAGCCAUGGAGGCCUUGGGAAUGGAGUGCAAAUGCCUUGGAGGAGGGAAGAUUGAGCACAACAGCCAAGACAAAAAACUAAGGGUGUUUGGUGAAUCAACUGCCUUUGGCAAAGCAGACCAUGCAGUGUCAGCAGAGAAGUUGAAGAGUGCCUUCAGUGACUAUGAGAUCACCUGGUCUGAUGACAAAAAAUAGGGCGAAAACCUGUGGAGUAAUUUUGAUCUCACUUCCAGAGUUUGUCCAUAUUUCAGUUUGAACAUGAUUACCAUAAUUCUGUUGUACACCCGAUAAAUAAAGCCAUCCUCUAUUUCAUGCC
Molecule: messenger RNA, 570 nt
Organism: Myripristis murdjan (pinecone soldierfish)
Lineage: Eukaryota; Metazoa; Chordata; Actinopteri; Holocentriformes; Holocentridae
Product: 14 kDa phosphohistidine phosphatase
Exons: 3
Coding region: 24-449 (141 amino acids)
Biological process (GO): peptidyl-histidine dephosphorylation
Cellular component (GO): cytosol
Molecular function (GO): protein histidine phosphatase activity
Source: RefSeq, a predicted model, not a curated record